GCGUUGCAAAAAUUUUGGUGGCAAAGUGGGAUGGAAGGCAAGUCGAUGAGCAUCACCGUAAUGGUCGCUCAGCCUUCCCUUAAUAGGGAAAAACCAUGAUAAAAACAAAACCCCCAUGCUCUAAAAUCCCUUUCUUCCAAUCGCCAUCUUUUAAACGUCUAUCAAUCUAUCCAAUCCAAUUCCCAUGAAGAUAUAUUCAUGGGUGGAUUUCUAUCCUAUCUUAGGAUGAAGUAGAAGAUGAAGGGAAGGGAAGGGAUUUGAUGUAGGCAACAUACAAUUAAAGAGGAGAAGUAUCCUUGGAUCUGUAACAACCCUGAAAAGGUUUGUGCCAAUCCAAGGUGAAAAUGGGAAUGGAGAAUCGGUAUAGGAGUGAAGAUGAACCUUUAGGAAAGCCCUAUAGGAGUAAGCACAAUAAUGUUCAUGAUCAGCUUCUUGAAUGCACAACUUCUGGUUCCUCCUCUUCUUUAUCCUCACCUGUAGAAUCCCCCUCCUCUUCCUCUUCUUCUUCUUCUUCUUCCCCCCCUUGUUGCUAUGAUGAUGAACCUGACAGCCCGGAACCACAGUCACCUAUCCCUGUAUCCUAUCCAGAUAUUUCAACUAGUCCACAUAAAUGGGCCAUGAUACCCAUAGGCCAGCCUUCGGGCUACGAUCCCAAUCGAAUUCCAUUCUCUGUAUUCGGCAGCAGGUCUAGUGCACCCAUGGAAUGGAGCGUUACAUCGACUGAGUCGUUAUUCAGCAUUCACAUGGGUAACAAUAAUAGCUUUUCUAGAGACCGCGCAAUGUCAAUGAACAGGUCUGAGGAUGGGAGUUGUGAGGACAAACGUUGCAAUAACGUUCGCAAGAGCUUCUCCUCCACCCUUGCUCCCGUGAUCGAAGGGGCACCGGAUAGUGAAGAGAAGAGCGAGCUUGCGUCCGAGGCAUUGCAAGUGCAAAAAUCCAAUGAUGGAAGCUCAGAAGGGAUUAGUAAAAUUGCUGCGUCCAAUGAAGUCCACUCUUUUGCUAUGAAAUCUAACUCAUCAGAUGGUAGAGGAACUUCUCCUGCUUCAGAUCCUCAUCAUCUAUCCGAUGAUAGUGGUACCAGCAGCAGCAGUUCCUUCGCUUUCCCAGUGCUGGUAAAUGAUAGUCGGAAUGGUUCAUCGUUGAAAUCAGUGCCCGAGAAACCAGAAUCCGAACAGAAGCCACAUCCGGAGGAGGAUUCAAGCUCAAAAGAAGAAGAGUCCGCUGUUGGGGUUGGUUGGUUUUCAUACUUGUUCUGUUUGCGACGCUGCUGCUGAUAUAGGGCUCUUGGAAUCAUUCGGGAAGAAAUGAUUCAAAACGACGCCUUUGGUUGCGGUGGCUAGAUAUUUUAGGGAGUCAGGGGGGGUGUCUGUCUUCAAUCUUUGUGGUGAAACUGUGCAUUCUUUGUACAUGUUAUAUCCAUUUCAACCAGGGCACUUGGUUUAGGGGAUAUAUAUAUUAUGAUAGAUACCCAAGAAGGGUUAGUUUUACCAUAAAAAGACAUGCUCAUUGCAACUAUGAUGAGUGUGGAUUGCAACUGUAAUGAAUGUUCAUCCAAGUAUGAAUACAGAUUAUCAGUUGCCUUUCAAA
Ipomoea nil (Japanese morning glory) is the source of this 1587-nucleotide messenger RNA. Its product is annotated as putative protein TPRXL. The coding region runs from base 345 to 1274 and encodes 309 amino acids. Lineage: Eukaryota; Viridiplantae; Streptophyta; Magnoliopsida; Solanales; Convolvulaceae. The record is from RefSeq and is a predicted model, not a curated record. The transcript is spliced from 4 exons.